UUCUUUAUUUAUUCUUGAUACUGCAGGUCUUAUUUGUUCUUCCUGCAGGGGAUGCCCUUCAACAUAGAUGAGGAUGUAGAAAUAGGGCCAACACCUGGUCAUACAGGAAAUGAUGUGUCGGUGGUGGUGAAGAAGGCUAAUCUUGGAGUAUUAGCAGGGGUUGGUUGGUUGUUUUUUUGUUGUUGUUAGGUGGUGUAAGAAAAGUACAACCUUUUGCUUGACACAGAAAAUCAUGUUGAAGGAUUGUACUAUCCAGCUUUAAAAAGUAUGGUUAAAGUUCCCUUUCCAAUCUUGCAAUCAAACGCAAGAUGAUGUAAAGGUCAUAUGUUUCUGUGGCCCCCUGGUUCGGAAGCCAAGGGCUUUACUGUUCAGCCAUUGGGCCUCUUGUUUAUUUUCAAACUGAUGUUUAAUGUUUUUUCAAUUUUGUGUUUCACAGGGGAUUUAUUUUAUUGUGAAGGUGACCUUUUCUCCCCCUCCCUUUGGCUAAAAAAAGUGAGCGACCACAUCUCCAGGUGCAAUCAAGAUAUACCAUAUUGGAGAUGACUGACUUUAUCAUACCAGGACAUGGACCUACGUUUAAGGCUAUAAAAGUCAGAGGAUCUUGGACGAACAUGAGGAACACAUCAGCUCUCCACAGUUGACAACAUCCACUUCAGAAUAAUCAAGAAUGUAGUUGUAUUUUAAUCCAGAAUGCUUUACUAAGCCACCUCUUAACAUCUUUAUGUUUCCUAUAGUGGAUGAAAAAUUAUACUGGACGAAAGGAACUGCUGAAAUAGAUGAAGGAAACAGAGGCGAUGGAAACGAGGUUGAACUAGAGGAGCAAAAAAGAACUAAAGAAAACUUUAGGAAGAGAAUGCGUGAAGAAAAGGAACUGGAUAUAACAGCUGACAAUCUGGUCAAGUCUCUAGAAAGUUCAUUGAAAGAAAAAGAGCAUGAGGUGAAACAGGAGCAGCAGAGAAACAGAGAGCUGGAUGCCAAAUUUAAGAAUCUACUCCAGGAGAAAGAAAGUAUUGAAGCUCAGCUUCAAAAAAUACUUGAUAAUCAUUACACAGAGAAGUCAGAGUUGAGUUCUAAGAUUAAAAGUCUUCAAGAAGAGAAAAAAAAACUCAAAGAUGUCAAAGAGCAAAACAAACAAUGUGAACAUUUGAGCGACUCUGACAGCACUGAAGUAGAUCUAGACAGUUCAAUUUUCCUGCAGGAAGACGUGGGAUGGCAGCCAAUAGACCAUGAACAACCUAGCAGCCAUUCCGUAAAAAAGGUUCAAGACCAGAAAAACAAGUGGUACUUAGAAAAAACUCAAGCUAGGGGUGAAGAGAACUUGAGAAACACAAGCAAUGAAGUUAGUAACCUAAAGUCAAGGUUGAUAGAUGUGGAGCAUGAAAAAAUCAUGCUAGUGAAACAGCUGACACACAAUUUAGAUCAAAAUACAACUACAUAACCAGACAGAAAGACAAAGAAAUCCAGAGACUCAAAAGUGUACUGGAGCGCCAAAAUGAAAAAGAGUGAGUUUUCACAGCAUGACAGUUUUUUCUUAGAAGACUUUUCACAGUGUCAACUUUGUAUUGUGGCUUUCUUCAAUUGUCAUAAAGAUCAGUGAAUUCUGUUAAUUCUAGAUUUGAAAUUUUGUAACUUAAUACUGUGAUUAAAUACUGAAUUGUACCUCACCCUUGUUGCUUUUAUCUGUACAGCCAAUGAUUAUGAAUGUUAAGAAUUCCAGUUUUUUCAAAUUAUGAAUUGGGUACAGGCUGAGAAUAUUAUUUGAAUUAUGGCUUUAAAAACAAAAUAAUUAAAUUUUUAUUAUAACAAAAUGAGUUUGAUUGCACUAAAGUUUUCAACUAAAAUAAAGUAGUUAAACUAAAAUUUUAUCAUGAAUUUCAAAAUAUAGUUAACGAAACAAACUUUUCAUAACUUUUGUAUUGCAAAGUGGGGGUGGGGGGGUUGAAUUUGACCUAUAUAGGCCUAGAUAUAAUUAUUCAACUGUAUGCCUACAGUUCGAUCUUAUUCUUUUAACUUUGUACAAAUAUUUAUCCAUAAUAAAAUCAGUAAUAAGGAAAAUGUUUCUUACAUAAACAUUAAUGCACAAUAAAAUAAUGUUUAAAAUGCUAGCACAAUACAAAUGUCUAGAAUAAAAACAUAGAGCCCGGAAGCUCAAAAUUGGAACCAGUGAAAUCUGCCCAUGUGGAGUGUCACCAGAUAAUGCCGACCAUGUCCUCCAAAACUGCUCUCUUUACCAAGAGGCCCGUACUAGACACUGGCCCCAAAACACCUCAAUAGAAAGAAAACUAUACGGAAAGCUCCCUGAUUUGGAAACCACUGCGCAGUUCAUCUCAUGUAUUGGUUUAGUCGUCUGAACACUUUAACAUAAAAUGAGAACGAAGAAGAAGUAUAGAACCUACUGAUAACAUUUGUGUUAGUGGAGCCAGGAGUCUACAAGUUUCAUUACAGAUCUACUUGAUAAGACCAUAUACACUUUAAACACUUAUGUACAUUUGUACAUACACAUAUGUGAUUCAAUGUAGUUAAGACUGCCCAAAUUAAGCUUGUCGCAGUUAGUAAUGUUGUUGAGUAUAUUUGUAAAAAUGUACACUAUCAAAUAGCGCCACUUUCUUCUGUAGGCGAUGACGUCAUUCAUGGUAUUAAUAUUUUGUGCAACAUUUUAUUCCUUGUCCUAUUGUCAUGAGUGACGUAAUUUAUCAGCUCUUAUUUUGGGGGCAUUUUCGCCUUAUUGUAAUUGAUAGACAAGAUGUACUUUUUGAGGUCCUGAAUGAAUCUUGGUUUUAUACUACUGGUCAGCCUUACCAUAUUGCCUUGGAUUAAUUCUUGUUAGGACUAUUUGACCUCUGUUUAGGGUGAGUUGUAUUUUAUAUUGUAACGAUAUUCUUUAAACAGAUUUGUUCGUAUUUCUAGUUUUAGAGAUUGUCUGUAAUUUUAUAGGGUUUCAGUUAAUUAUUUCAUCGUUGAUUCAAUGCUGUGGGUUUUUGGUAUUACGGUGGACAUUGUCGUCGUCAUCUUUGUAUUGUUGGUCAGAAGUUAAUGACAGUUCUAGUAUGCUGCUAUCAUGAUUGAUGUCCGUUGGCAGUUUAUACAGAACUUAUUACAGAGACGAAUCUUUGGCAUACGAUAUGAAACUGUGAUGUUGAAGUCAGUGUUUUCAAGCAACAUAUUGGUGCUUACUUUAUUUAUGCUUUUUAAAGUUAUUACUUACAAUGAAUUUAUGACUUUUUAUCUUUAUAUUUAUUUGUGAAAAAUUAUCAUUCACAUUAUUCCUUUCGAUAUUAUUGUAUAAAUAUUAUUCUAUUAAAUUCAUAUUUUAUUUUAACUUAUCA
Messenger RNA from Biomphalaria glabrata, 3326 nucleotides. Its product is annotated as golgin subfamily A member 6-like protein 2. The transcript is spliced from 14 exons. Lineage: Eukaryota; Metazoa; Mollusca; Gastropoda; Planorbidae. The coding region runs from base 722 to 1438 and encodes 238 amino acids. The record is from RefSeq and is a predicted model, not a curated record.